GGCACGCGAGAGGACGUCUUGGGCGUCCACAGGUGACUGAGCAAUAAGCCUUUCGUAAUUCCGUCAUCCAAUCGCUCACUGUCCUACCUGUCCUUCUUACGGAGCAACAGGCGACGCUCUUUGGUGCAUUAUAGUGGACCAGGGGCAAAAUCCCCUUCGUAUCAACCGCAAUCUUCUCGAAGGGAAGUCCACGAGCUCUGGAAGACGAGCUUCUCGAGUUUGAAUUGGGAAGGGAGGAGGAGAGCAGUGUAGAGACAGAGAGGCGUGGGGCAAGCGAGUGACAGUUGCAGUUGCUUUGCUUUGAUUCGUGGCCAUGGCUACCACCACGACUGCUGCGGUGUCCAGUGUCUUGGUGCAGAAUGUGCCGACCACGAGCACACCUCGCUUGAGCAGUUUGAAGGGCAACUUUGGUUACGGUGUGAGAAUCUCAUCGAAGCAGCUUAGACAGCGGCAGCUUGAGGCUGCUGUGGUGCACAGCAAAUGCCAUAGUGGGCCAUCCGGUGAAACUGAGACAGCCCCGGAGGCAUUUGACACCAAGAAUUUUCGGAGGUCACUGAAUACAAGUGGGAAUUACAAUAGGAGCGGAUUUGGACUCAAGAAGGAAAUGCUCGCCUUGAUCAACGAGGAAUACACCAGUAACAUCGUUAAGAAGCUGAAAGAGAAUAACAAUUCUCUGACAGUAGGAGACAUCACCAUCGAGUUGGCUGAAUCGUUCGGGUUCUGCUGGGGUGUAGAGCGCGCCGUCCAGAUUGCCUAUGAGGCGAGGAAGCAAUUUCCCGAACAGAAAUUAUGGAUCACCAACGAGAUUAUCCACAACCCUACUGUCAACAAGAGGCUGGAGGAUAUGAAUGUGGAACUUCUUCCGGUGGAAACGGAAGGGAAAAACUUUGGAUUGGUGAAUCAUGGGGAUGUCGUGAUUCUUCCAGCUUUCGGAGCCGCCGUUCAGGAAAUGCAGAUUUUGAAUGAUAAGGGUGUUCAGAUUGUCGACACUACCUGUCCAUGGGUGUCCAAGGUCUGGAACACUGUGGAGAAACACAAGAAGGCAACAUACACAUCAGUGAUUCAUGGGAAGCCCGAACACGAGGAAACGGUUGCCACAGCUUCCUUCGCCGGCAAAUACAUCAUUGUCCGGAAUAUGAAAGAGGCGAACUAUCUUGUGGAUUACAUAUUAGGAGGCAAACAUGACGGGUCAAGUGGAACAAAGGAAGAGUUCAUGGAGAAAUUCAAGGUCUCCGUAUCCAAGGGAUUUGACCCUGACACCGAUCUAGAGAGACUUGGAAUUGCCAACCAAACAACCAUGUUGAAGGGUGAAACUGAAGAGAUUGGAAAGCUAUUGGAGCGGACAAUGAUGCAGAAGUAUGGAGUUGGAAAUACGGAGGAUCACUUUAUGAGCUUCAAUACUAUCUGUGAUGCAACCCAAGAGAGGCAAGAUGCCAUGUUCAACUUGGUAAAAAAAAAACUGGAUCUUAUGCUUGUAGUUGGAGGUUGGAACUCCAGUAACACCUCCCAUUUACAGGAAAUCGCAGAGUUAAACAAUAUCCCUUCAUACUGGGUCGACAGCGAGAAGAGAAUCGGUCCUGGCAACAAGAUCGCUUUCAAGUUAAACCACGGCGAGUACGUGGAGCAAGAAGGUUGGCUACCUGAGGGCCCUAUUACGAUCGGUGUUACAUCCGGAGCUUCCACACCAGAUAAGGUGAUAGAGGAUUGCCUUGAAGCGGUUUUCCAAAUACGGCGCGAGCAGAUUCUUCAACAGGCUCAGGUUCCAGCUUAGAAGUUUAUUCGCCGAUGAUUUGCCAGCUAUUCUUCCAAACUCUUAGAGAAUGGGAACUCGCGCAUACACCUCGAAUCUUUCUUCAUAUGAAGGUAGUGGUGAGGAUAGUCGUUUUCUGUCACGCUUACCAUGGUUGGUGACCCUUGUAAUCUAGGUACAGAACAUGUACGGGCUAAAGAAAACUGCCCACGAGUAGUGUUCAUCAGCCUGCUGUAAAUUUGAAGAGGUUAAUAAGCUGAAGCAGCUCUUGUAAUCUGGAUGAUGUCGGCCCUGUUUCAUGAGUACGAUGGUUGUUGCGUAAUUGGAACAGGCUUACUGCUAUAAUGUGUAGUACAAAAUAGAAAAUAUAUUGGA
Molecule: messenger RNA, 2125 nt
Organism: Marchantia polymorpha subsp. ruderalis
Lineage: Eukaryota; Viridiplantae; Streptophyta; Marchantiopsida; Marchantiales; Marchantiaceae
Source: the annotation of a GenBank genome assembly